AUGUCUGCUUCUAGUGAAUCAAAAUACUCUACAGAAGUAUUGUCUGAAUUAUUAAGCAAGUUACAAGUUGCUGAUAAUAAAGAUGAAGCUGCUACAAAUAUUUCAACUUUUUUAAAUUCAUCAAUUGUUGAACACGAUGUUCCAGUUGAAUUUUUCAAAGAUUUAAAAAAUCAAAUUAAAUCAAAAGAUGCUAAAACUGCAAUUGCUGCUUUAGAUGCUUAUAAACAUAUUGCUUCACAAAAUGGUUUAUCACCAUCAGUUGAACCAUAUGUUGUAGAUUUAGUUGAUGAAGUUGCUUCAAAAGCUGGUGAUAAAAAUAAAGAUGUUCAAACUAAAGCUUCAGAAGCUUUAUUAGCAAUUGCUCAAGCUAUUACUCCAACUGCCGUUAAAGCCAUUUUACCAAAAUUAGUUUCUAAUUUACAAUCUACAAACAAAUGGACUGAAAAAGUUGCUAUUUUAGCUGCUUUAUCUCAAUUAGUUGAUACUGCUAAAGCUCAAAUUGCUUUAAGAAUGCCUGAAUUAAUUCCAGUUUUAUCUGAAACUAUGUGGGACACCAAAAAAGAAGUUAAAGAUGCUGCUACUGCUACUAUGACUAAAUCAACUGAAACUAUUGAUAAUAAAGAUAUUGAAAAAUUCAUUCCAAAAUUAAUUGAAUGUAUUGCUAAACCAACUGAAGUUCCAGAAACUGUUCAUUUAUUAGGUGCUACUACUUUUGUUUCUGAAGUUACUAUGGCUACUUUAUCUAUCAUGGCUCCAUUAUUAUCAAGAGGUUUAGCUGAAAGAGAUACUGCCAUCAAAAGAAAAGCUGCUGUUAUUGUUGAUAACAUGUGUAAAUUAGUUGAUGAUCCACAAGUUGUUGCUCCAUUCUUGGAUAAAUUAUUACCAGCAUUAAAAGCUAAUUUCGCUAACAUGGCUGAUCCAGAAGCUAGAGAAGUUACCAAUAGAGCUUUAAAUACUUUAAGAAGAGUUGGUGCUGUUACUGAAGGUGAUGUUUUACCAGAAAUUUCAACUGCUGGUGAUGUUGAAGUUACUUUAGGUGAAUUAAAUAAAUUAUUAGAAGAUCAAAAAAUUGCCAAGAGAUUUGAAGUUGCUUUAAAUUAUAUUGCUUCAAUUGCUGGUGAUUUAGUUGAUGAAAGAGAAAUCCAACCAGAAGCUUGGUUACAAAAUGUUUUACCUUUCGCUACUAUUUUCUUACAUGAAAAAGAAGCUAAAGAAAUUAUUGAAGAAUAUAGAAAAAGAGCUAUUGAUAAUAUUCCACAACCACCAUCAUUUGAAGAUGAAGAAGAUGAAGGUGAAGAUUUAUGUAAUUGUGAAUUCUCAUUAGCUUAUGGUGCUAAAAUCUUAUUAAAUAAAACUCAAUUUAGAUUAAAAAGAAAUAGAAGAUAUGGUUUAUGUGGUCCAAAUGGUGCUGGUAAAUCUACUUUAAUGAGAGCCAUUGCCAAUGGUCAAGUUGAAGGUUUCCCAAGUCAAGAUGAAUGUAAAACCGUUUAUGUCGAGCAUGAUAUUGAUGGAACUCAUGCUGAUACUACUGUUGUUCAAUUCGUUAUUGAAGAUGGUGAAGUUGGUUUAACUGAAUCAGUUGUUGAAGAUAAAUUAAGAGAAUUCAAUUUCAGUGAAGAAAUGAUUAGAAUGCCAAUUCAAUCAUUAUCAGGUGGUUGGAAAAUGAAAUUAGCUUUAGCUAGAGCUGUUUUAAAAAAUGCUGAUAUUUUAUUAUUGGAUGAACCAACUAAUCAUUUAGAUACUGUUAACGUUGCUUGGUUAGUCAAUUAUUUACAAACUUGUGGUAUUACUUCAAUUAUUGUUUCUCAUGAUUCUGGUUUCUUAGAUAAAGUUUGUCAAUAUAUUAUCCAUUAUGAAGGUUUCAAAUUAAGAAAAUAUAAAGGUAAUUUAUCAGAAUUUGUUAAAAAAUGUCCAUCAGCUCAAUCUUAUUAUGAAUUAGGAGCUUCAGAUUUAGAAUUUAGAUUCCCAGAACCAGGAUUUUUAGAAGGUGUUAAAACUAAACAAAAAGCUAUUGUUAAAGUUUCAAAUAUGACUUUCCAAUAUCCAGGUACUUCAAAACCUCAAAUUCAAGAUAUUAAUUUCCAAUGUUCAUUAUCUUCAAGAAUUGCAGUCAUUGGUCCAAAUGGUGCUGGUAAAUCAACUUUGAUCAAUGUCUUAACUGGUGAAUUAUUACCAACUAUUGGUGAAGUUUAUGUUCAUGAAAAUUGUAGAAUUGCUUAUAUUAAACAACAUGCAUUUGCUCAUAUUGAUAACCAUUUAGAUAAAACUCCAUCUGAAUAUAUCCAAUGGAGAUUCCAAACUGGUGAAGAUAGAGAAACUAUGGAUAGAGCUUCAAGACAAAUUAACGAAGAAGAUGAACAAAAUAUGAAUAAAAUCUUUAAAGUUGAAGGUACUCAAAGAAGAGUUCAAGGUAUUCAUGCAAGAAGAAAAUUCAAAAACUCUUAUGAAUAUGAAAUCUCAUGGAUGUUGGGAGAAAAUAUUGGUAUGAAGAGUGAAAGAUGGGUACCAAUGAUGUCUGUUGAUAACACUUGGUUACCAAGAGGUGAAUUAAUGGAAACUCACGCUAAAUUAGUUGCAGAAGUUGAUAUGAAAGAAGCUUUAGCAUCAGGACAAUUCAGACCAUUAACUAGAAAAGAAAUUGAAGAACAUUGUGCCAUGUUGGGAUUAGAUGCAGAAUUAGUUACCCAUUCUAGAAUCAGAGGUUUAUCUGGUGGUCAAAAAGUUAAAUUAGUCUUGGCUGCUUGUACUUGGCAAAGACCUCAUUUGAUUGUUUUAGAUGAACCAACUAACUAUUUGGAUAGAGAUUCAUUAGGUGCAUUAUCUAAAGCUUUGAAAUCAUUCGAAGGUGGUAUCGUUAUCAUUACUCAUUCUGCUGAAUUCACCAAAGAUUUAACUGAAGAAGUCUGGGCCGUCUUGGACGGUCGUAUGACACCUUCUGGUCACAAUUGGGUACAAGGUCAAGGAGCUGGUCCUAGAUUAGAAAAGAAAGAAGAUGAAGAAGAUAAAUUUGAUGCUAUGGGUAAUAAAAUAGCUGCUGCUAAAAAGAAGACUAAAUUAAGUUCUGCUGAGUUACGUAAAAAGAAGAAAGAAAGAAUGAAGAAAAAGAAGGAAUUAGGUGAUGCUUAUGUUAGUGAAGAUGAUGAAGACUUUUAA
Molecule: messenger RNA, 3153 nt
Organism: Lodderomyces jiufengensis
Lineage: Eukaryota; Fungi; Ascomycota; Pichiomycetes; Serinales; Debaryomycetaceae
Product: TEF3
Exons: 1
Coding region: 1-3153 (1050 amino acids)
Molecular function (GO): ATP binding; ATP hydrolysis activity; translation elongation factor activity
Source: RefSeq, a predicted model, not a curated record